Bipolaris oryzae ATCC 44560 is the source of this 2565-nucleotide messenger RNA. RefSeq lists its product as uncharacterized. Lineage: Eukaryota; Fungi; Ascomycota; Dothideomycetes; Pleosporales; Pleosporaceae. The coding region runs from base 1 to 2565 and encodes 854 amino acids. The record is from RefSeq and is a predicted model, not a curated record. The transcript is spliced from 7 exons.
AUGCGUGCGGUUCCAUCAGCCAUUGAUGACGCCCAUUACAAGAGACACCAAUGCAUUGCUGAGCAGCUGCACGCUGUCUAUGAGAGCUGUGGUGAGAUCAGUUGGACUAUAAUUCCGCCCGUACCCGAAAUUGCGACUGAAGAGAUAUCGAGAGAUACCAAUAACUCGUGGGAGUAUGGUACCGAAAAUGACUACGUAGCCGCUAUUGCAGGUAUGCCGCCGUCAAAGCGCGGCAAAAAGGACGCAAAGCAUUUGACCAGAGCGGCGAGCAGGUCAAGAGCGAUCACCCAGGAAGAGAUUCAAUACAUCGAUUCUGUCAUCCGCUCUGAUGAUGGUAUUACUAGCAAUGAAACUGAAGGGCUGCGCAACCCUGAAGAGGUGGACGAGAUUGAGAAGCAGCUUCGCUAUCAUGCACAAGUAUACAACGCAAGAGGAAACCGCGACCGGCUUGAAAGCCUCACAGACAAUCCCAGCAAGAUGGAAGAAACGGAAUUUGAUGCCGAAAUGAACCGGAUCCUAAACAUCUUUCACAUCACAAAGCUACUCAAACGCAAUACCAACACAAAAGAUUUACAAGGAAAAGAGCUCGAAAUAUUCCUCGCGCUUGUCAGUGCCUUAAAAUUGGCUAUAACUGAGGACAUCGUGCAAGUCAAGAAAGAUAUUGUGGAGGUGCGCAUGCGGCGAGCAGGCUAUCUACGAUACGUCAACAGAGCCUCAUAUGAGAUUUUAGGGGACAGGUAUUCCACUAAAAGCUGGAAAGCGGGCGGGAAACCAACGACGAGCGCAGUGAAUCCAAGUGACAUGCCAAUUACAGCCACGAAAAACAAUGCAUCAUCAAGCGAUCAGCGAGAGGACCAGCAGCCGAGAAAAAGCUGGGCAGGGAACGGCUCUGACCGAAGGCAUCUCGAGAACAUACAUCAGCGUGUAAAUAGUGAUGAUGGGCUUCGCGAGGCGACCAUUGAACCUUACCAAGCGCCAUUGCUACCUCUGCUGCCUGAUCCCACUCCUGGUCGAGCGCCUGUCUCAGUGAGAAUAACCAACACCAAGACAUUACAGCAAUCUACAAACCCCAUGCUAGCUCAUGCGAAGAAGAUAGUUAUGCCAUCAUCCUCAGAUGGCUGGAUCACUACUAUCAAUGGUACAAGGUCCAAAGCACUCGCUCUCAGGCCGCCCGUCUGGGAGGGUUUCCCAAGCCAGCAGUGUCAGCUCGCUGAGACUCCAUUACACACAGAAAUAUCACCCUUGGGUCAGUUUUCUACGUAUCGCAACUCUUUUGAUGAAUCUUUCUUUAAUGCCCCGGCUGCCAAGAACUCCUUGACCCAAUUAUCUAAAGAACCAGAGACCUUCGCCACAGAAUCAGAGGAGAAAACUGCCACCGAGCAUGUUAUAGUCUCAGAAAAGAAGAAAUCCAAAAAGCUACGCGAGUCGAAGCGCAAAGCUAGGAGGCUUGACAUGAUGAGAAACACUGAAGCUUCCAUCGCCAGCAAAGCAGCAAAUGAAGAAAUUACCGAAGCUACUGAUACAUCAUUUUGUGAAAUUUCAUCAUUGUUGAAAGGUGGCAGCCGGAGCUCAGAUGCGGAAGAAAUUCCACUAGCAUUGCCGAGUCAAGAUGUAGACAGCAUUGGCUGUGACAUUGUUCAGGCAUCGAAGACUACCGGAUCUACCACAGUGUAUAUUCGGGAUAAAUCCACAGUCCCUCUUCCUGGGUCUGUGCCGGUCACAACGCAUGGAAAGCAAUCGCACUGGAGAGAUUUUGUACUCAACUUGACUGCUGAUCAGCUAACAAACCCUUUCCUACCGUCAUGGGGUGGUUACUCAUACGAAUCUUGGUGCAUUUUCGAGAAGAAUCAUAUCUUGGACUGUCCAUUUCACCCGCCUCAUUGCUCCUGCGUCGACCCCACAACAGACCAAUGUUUCCUCAUUAUGCCUGGCGACAAGCCAUGUACUAGCGGGCCUUACAACCGUCUCCGUGGAGACCUGUCGAAUCCGGCUUGGUUUCCCAAUCUGGACCUCGAACCAGGACGUCUAGCCCAAGAGAUUGCAGAUUUCCAUGACGGUCUUGCGCCUGGACCUCUCAUGAAACAAGAGUACCAAUACCAUCGUCUCAAAUGUAGCAACAAGCUCAAGAACCAACAGCUUAUACUUGAUACACUACUAGAGAUUCGGCGCGAAGCCUCUGGGCGGCGUGGACAGCUCCAUAUUUGCUAUUGCAAUAUCGCGAUACCGGAAAACCCUUCUCCUUCUCUACACGAGGACCUGAUAACGUGCUCAUACCAAUAUUGCACCAUUAAGACCUUUCACAAGUCGUGCGUCAAGAAGCUUGGCAUGGAGAAUGUAUCGCGUUGGUACUGUACGCAUUGCGAGAAGCAGAUGCGACUCGUAGCAUACAAGGCGUUGCGCAUGUCUGAUCGUAUGGAUAUCUCCGAUAACGCUUCUGUUCAGAGUCCUCGCCACCAGAACCAGGGACAUCUAACAAAGAGGUUUACUGAAACGGUUGAUCAGUUUUUCAGUAUGACAGAGGAUGGGAGUUUAGGAAUGAGGGAUUUGAUUUGGGACAGACCUUGA